Messenger RNA from Psammomys obesus (fat sand rat), 5069 nucleotides. It is a transcript of the gene Tfcp2l1, whose product is annotated as transcription factor CP2 like 1. Gene Ontology annotation, molecular function: DNA-binding transcription activator activity, RNA polymerase II-specific; RNA polymerase II cis-regulatory region sequence-specific DNA binding. Gene Ontology annotation, cellular component: nucleus. Bases 81 to 1520 code for a protein of 479 amino acids. NCBI's taxonomy places the organism in Eukaryota, Metazoa, Chordata, Mammalia, Rodentia, Muridae. The record is from RefSeq and is a predicted model, not a curated record. Gene Ontology annotation, biological process: regulation of transcription by RNA polymerase II. The transcript has 15 exons.
UUGGGGUGGACAGCCAUCGUCCAGCGUCGCCACGUCCAGCUUGGUGCCACGCCCCGGCCGGUGCUGCGGGAGCCCCAGCCAUGCUGUUCUGGCACACGCAGCCCGAACACUACAACCAGCACAACUCUGGCAGCUACCUGCGUGAUGUGCUGGCUCUGCCCAUCUUCAAGCAGGAGGAGCCACAGCUGUCGCCUGAGAAUGGGGCCCGCUUGCCGCCUCUACAGUAUGUGCUGUGCGCUGCCACCUCUCCAGCUGUGAAGCUACACGAAGAGACCUUGACGUACCUCAAUCAAGGUCAGUCAUAUGAAAUCCGGCUACUGGAGAACCGGAAGCUAGGGGACUUCCAAGAUCUGAACACGAAAUAUGUGAAGAGUAUCAUCCGUGUAGUUUUCCAUGACCGCCGGCUGCAGUACACCGAGUAUCAGCAACUGGAAGGUUGGCGGUGGAGCCGGCCUGGGGACCGCAUCCUGGACAUUGAUAUCCCACUGUCUGUUGGUAUCUUGGACCCCAGGGCCAGCCCAACCCAACUGAAUGCUGUGGAGUUUUUGUGGGAUCCCGCAAAGAGAGCAUCUGCAUUCAUUCAGGUGCACUGUAUCAGCACGGAAUUCACCCCCAGGAAGCAUGGGGGUGAGAAGGGAGUGCCUUUUCGGGUGCAGAUUGACACGUUUAAGCAGAAUGAGAAUGGGGAAUACACGGAGCAUCUCCACUCUGCCAGCUGCCAGAUCAAGGUGUUCAAGCCAAAGGGAGCUGAUCGGAAACAGAAGACUGACCGGGAAAAGAUGGAGAAGAGAACAGCUCAGGAGAAGGAGAAGUACCAGCCGUCCUAUGAAACCACCAUCCUCACUGAGUGCUCUCCGUGGCCUGAUGUAGCCUACCAGGUGAACAGUACUCCAUCCCCAAGCUACAAUGGCUCUCCCAACAGCUUUGGCCUUCGUGAAGGUAACAGCUCACCUACCCACCCGGUGGAGCCCUUAUCCCUGGGCAGUGAUCACCUGCUCCCAUCAGCUUCUAUCCAGGAUGCGCAGCAGUGGCUGCACCGCAACCGCUUCUCACAGUUCUGCUGGCUCUUCGCCAGCUUCUCAGGUGCUGACCUGCUGAAAAUGUCCAGAGAUGAUUUGGUCCAGGUCUGUGGCCCCGCAGAUGGGAUUCGGCUCUUCAAUGCCAUCAAAGGCAGGAAUGUGAGGCCAAAGAUGACCAUCUACGUAUGCCAGGAGCUGGAGCAGAACCAAAUGCCCCUCCCGCAGAAGCAGGAUGACAGCGGGGACAAUAGCCUGUGUGUGUACCACGCUAUUUUCCUGGAAGAGCUAACCACGCUGGAGCUGACUGAGAAGAUUGCCAGCCUGUACAGCAUCCCCCCGCAGCAUAUCCACCGGGUGUACCGACAGGGUCCCGCUGGCAUCCAUGUGGUAGUGAGCAAUGAGAUGGUUCAGAAUUUCCAAGAUGAGUCUUGUUUUAUCCUCAGCACGUUGAAAGCAGAGAGCAAUGACGGCUACCACAUCAUCCUGAAGUGUGGACUCUGAGCAGCAGUGACCUGCACCUGCCCCCAGCCCCAUGGACCCCUGGCUCUAGACGUUGCACCGCUGUCAGCUGCUGUCUCAUCUCACAAGCUCCUACUAGGAGGGCCUCUGCCCAGACCAGGAAAGCUACAGACAGCCAUGGACACAAAGUCUGGCAUGCAGAAAGCCACUUACUUAUUCUCUACUCUUUUCUUCUUGGCUUUUAGCUUUUUACCAGUUUCUUGUUCUGCUUCCCAGGCAGAUAGUGGGGACCUGCACCUCUUAAACCCUGUACCCUGCAUUUGGAGGCCCCUUAGAUAUAUAUUGGUCUCUCCUGACUGCUCUUCCUGCCUCACCCUGUCCUGCCCCUCCUUGAACCCCUGGCUUCAUGGCUAGCUCUACGAGCCUGACAGGGACACCUUGCACAGCGCUCCUACUCUAAUACUGACUUCCCUUCUCAGUGACCCUCGUGGCCUCUCUCUCCUGUCCAUGGAUGAACCAGUAGGACUGGGGCUAUUUAUCUUGUGCCUUCCUCCUCUUUCUCAGUUGCCUUGUUUCUAAGGCUCUGCUGCAUUCAAGCCCGGAGGCUUGACAUGGCAGAUGCCAAAGUGCACCUGUGUGACCUCUCGUGGACACCUCUUCUGUUACUGUGAUAAGAUACUCUGACAAAAGCAAUGUAAUGGAGAAACGGCUUAUUUUGGCUUAGCGUUUUGUAGGGGUAGACUCCUUAUCAUGGUGAGGAAGGUACAUAGUGGAAAGCUAAUUGAUCUCAUUUUUAUACACAUAAGGAAGCAGAGAGAGAGAGAGAGAGAGAGAGAGAGAGAGAGUGAGAACAGGAAGUAGUACAAGGUUACAAGCCCUCAAGGCUCACCCCAGUGAUAAAGUUUCUCCAGCAAGACUGCAUCUCCUCAAGUCCCAUAACAUCCCCAGACAACAACACUAGCUAGGAUCACGUGCGCAAAAACAUAAGCCUCUGGGAUACAUUCCUCAUCUAAACCAAAUGCUUUGCCCUGUGUGACCUCCCACAGCUGCUGUGGACUAGGAGAAGCAUGAGAACAAAAUGAUUCCUCUUGGGCUGCUACAGUGUACUUUCUUUCCUGUUGAGUAAAGAGUACUAAAGAAGUGAUGAUUCCAUUGUAUCCCAGUGGCCUUGACCAUUGGUUCUAGGCCUUUGGGAUUGGGCUAUGGCUCAGUAGACCCCUUGCCUGGCUCAAGCAUGAGGCACUGGGUACCAUCCCAUUACUACAACCAGCGGGACUUAGGCCAUUCCGUUUUUGAGACAGCCUCAGCUAAGUACUGCUGUUUGCCAAGUUGUCUAGGGGAAGUGUAUUUUCUUCAGUGCUCCGUUUGAUUUAAGAUCCUCUUUUCCCAGCUGUAGGUGUAUAUAUAGGUUAUUUUAUCUUUGUUGGUAUGGUUAAAUCAGCAUUAUUAACUAUGGGGGAGUUUGAGGAUCAGGAGCUGUGGUAGAUGUAAGAAUUCACCUUCAUUUUGCCAGUUAUCUAUGCCUGCCCAAAGCUUCAACUCCUUCCUAAUUCAACUUACCCUGAGCCAUGGUGAGAUACUGCUAGGCUCAAAGAUCAUCAGGUUUUGGAAAAUCCUAUUUUAUAGGCAGAGAAACUUACAGUGAAGUGGAGCUCUCAGUUCCUUGUCUUUGGGGACUGUGUGGGUGGGGUUGACAGCUUUAGUGAGACGUUGGUGCUGUGAACAUAUUGGCACAGGCUUUCCUGUGGACAGCUUCAUUUGAGGAAUUUGUCUGGGAGUAGAGUGGAUAGCUCCUGAGAUAAUUGUUCACCUCUUUGAGGAACUGCCCAGUGUUUCUCACUUAGCUGCACCUGUUUGCAUUCCCACCAGCAAUGGAGGAUGGUUCUAGUUUCUCUGUCUCCUCACCAACAUUUGCUGUGAUAUCGCUCUUGCCUGCUCUCCUUCCUUCUUCCUUCCUUUCCUCCCUCCCUCUUUCCUUCCCUCCCUCCCUCCAUCCCUCUCUUCCUCCCUUCCAUGUAGUCCAUUCUGGGCUCAAAAGUCACUGGGUAAAAGAGGAUAUUGAACUUCUGAUAAUCCUGCUUCUACCUCCCGAGUGAUAAGCAUACAGAAAGUGCCUCCACACCUAAUUUAUGCAUUGCAGGACAGAAUCCAGGGCUUUGUGCUUGCUAGGCAAGUGCUCUACCAACUGAGUCACUUCCCUUAUGCUGAAUAUCCUGCAGGUGUCCUGCAUGCCUCUGAUGGUUAAUGGUGUUCAAUGUCUUUUCACAUAUUGAUUGGCUAUUUGUAUAUCUUUGGCGAAAUGUCUGUUCAAGUCCUUGGCCAAUUUUUAAAUUGGGGUGUCUUUUCAUUGACUUAUACAAGUUGUUGGUAAAUUCUAGGUGCAAACCCUUUACAGUUUUUCUUCAUUCCGUAAGUUGUCUUCAUCCUCUUAAUGAUUGAUGUUCCAUGGGCUUUACAAGUUUCUAAAUUGGUUGGGCGUGGUGGUAUGAAUCAGCACUCCCAGUACUCAGAAAGCUGAGGUUUCCACAUCCAAGGCCAGCCUAGCCUACAUAGUGAGACCCAGUCUCAAAAACCAGUUACUAUUUAUUUAGUUUGUGUGAUGCCUGAAUUACCUUCUGUUGCUCAUGCUUUUGAUAUGGGUGCUAAGACACCAUGACCUAAUGCAAACCCAGAAAAAUCUUUGUUUCAUAGAACUUUUAAAAAAUGUAAUGUUAAUUUUUUUUCUGUGUAUUGGCAUUUUGCCCACAUAUAUGUCUGUGUGAGGGUGUUGGAUCCCCUGGAACUAAAGUUACAAGCAGGUGUGAGGUGCCAUUUGGGUGCUGGAAAUUGAACCCUGGUCCUUUGGAGGGGCAGCCAGUGCUCUUAACAGCUAAGCCCUCUCUUCAGCCCCUCUUCUUAGAACUUUUAAGGUUUUAGUUGUUACCAUGAGCUUUGCUCCAGUUUGAAUUACUUUCACAUGUAUGGCAUGUAGCUCGGAAGUCCAGUUUCCUCCUUUUGCAUGUGAGUAUCUGCUUUUUAGCCCUAAUUACUGAAAGGACUGCAUCUCCCGUAGGCAGUCACUUCCUACUAGAUCUCUGGGGGCCUGGUGGGACCAUUGCUGAUCUCUUGUUCCUUUCCCCUUCACAGUCUGCAUUUGGGUCUGUUGUUCCUCUGCCCUUUUGUUCUUCCUGUCAGCAGGACUGGGUAACGCCUCCCCGUUCUGCCAUCUUUCCUGGUGCAUGGCCUACCACUCCCUAAUUCUAGAGGAAGGUCACAACCAAACAUUUACAUGCUUGGAUAGAAAGGCAACCGAGUCACUUAGAAUAUUUGCUCAAGGUCAGACACUGGUGGAAAUAGGACUAGACUUUGGGCCUCUGACUUUCAGCCCAUCAAGAUAUCUGUGGCCUUGUACCCAAUUGAUGUCUCUACAUGGGCCAUAUGAGGAAAGACUAAACUGAUACUUUUCUGUCCCAUAUCAAAGUGGUCUAAAUGGAGAGCAAAAGAUGGCACACUGUAGAAAGAGCAGAUGGCAUGGGCAGUUCAUGUCUCAUCUUGGGGUCUGUAUUACUUUUCUCAUUGUUGUGACAAAAACAAAAACAACAACUUACAGAA